AUGAGAGAAAGACUCUACGGUUUCUAUCGUAACGCGCAGAGACGGGUAUCAGAUCAAGAUAAUCAACAGAUCGACGAUAGAAAUGUUCUGUUGAUGGAGAAAGUCUUCCUUUCCCAAAGAAAGGAAAGAAAGAAAAAGAGAGAAAAACUCGAGUAUCUAAGAAAUCGCAAAGGUCCCACUCAACCUUCCGAUGUAGAGGCUCAAACAAAAACUUCACUCGUCUACAGCAACCUAGCAAUCUCUUCGAAAUGGCGUCUCAGAUGGGUAAGGAAGGUACUUUUCAACCGCCUCAGGCACCGCAGAGUCAACAAAAACCGGGGUCAGUGCUCCGUCCCUACAGGGGUGACCCUUAACGACUCCGGUACUAAGGACCUGAUCAUCAGACUCGAAAAGCAUAUGGUUCCUCCCAGCGAAGCCACGAAACUGGAGUCAAAAGGUCACUUUGUCGAGUAUGUAGGCUCUGGCAAAUUGAAGGACAAGAAGGUUCUCAUCACUGGCGGAGACUCCGGCAUCGGCCGAGCUGUUGCCAUUCUGAUGGCACGGGAAGGGGCCGAUAUCACAAUUGUCCAUCUUCCCGAGGAGAUAGACGACGCUGAAGAGACCAAGAGAGCCAUUGAACAUGAAAAGAGAUCAUGUCUACUUGUCGCUGGAGACCUCAGGGCCCACAAUAUGUGUCGACGAGCUGUGGAGGAGCAUAUGAACAAGUUCCAGAGACUGAACGUCCUGAUCAACAAUGCCUCAAAACAGUAUAUGAAUAAGAACUUCGCCGAUAUCGACCUGAAUAAGGUGGAGGAUAUCUUCCGGACCAACAUCAUCCAGAUGAUGGCUCUGACGAAAUAUGCUCUGCCAUUUCUGUCAAAGGGUGACUCCAUUAUAAACACCACAUCUGUCGUAACCUUCAGGGGUUCAAGCAGUAUGGUGGACUAUGCGGCCACGAAAGGUGCCGUUGUCGGGUUCACCAGAUCUCUAGCGUCUCAGCUACUUCCAAAGGGUAUUCGAGUGAAUGCUGUUGCCCCUGGCGCUAUCUACACCCCGAUCCAGGUCGACACCAGGGACGCUGAACAGAUGGCCAACUGGGGCUCCAGGACUCCCUUGGGUCGACCGGGUGAGCCAAGCGAAGUAGCGACCACUUUCGUGUUUCUUGCCAGUGCCGAUGCUUCGCUUUACUGUAAGUGCACCAUCUGCUUCUGCCUCCAGUUUUGGAUGAGGACAAGUCAACUGAGAAUUGUACAGACGGGCAGGUCAUGCAUUGUUAUCCCUUGGGUGAUUGAUCAGGGGGUCUCUGAGUAG
Aspergillus fumigatus Af293 is the source of this 1290-nucleotide messenger RNA. RefSeq names its product oxidoreductase, short-chain dehydrogenase/reductase family. Gene Ontology annotation, molecular function: oxidoreductase activity. NCBI's taxonomy places the organism in Eukaryota, Fungi, Ascomycota, Eurotiomycetes, Eurotiales, Aspergillaceae. The coding region runs from base 1 to 1290 and encodes 429 amino acids. The transcript has 6 exons. The record is from RefSeq and is a predicted model, not a curated record.